This is a messenger RNA of Neohortaea acidophila, 1922 nucleotides long. RefSeq names its product 4-coumarate-CoA ligase. The coding region runs from base 123 to 1817 and encodes 564 amino acids. Gene Ontology annotation, biological process: secondary metabolic process. The record is from RefSeq and is a predicted model, not a curated record. NCBI's taxonomy places the organism in Eukaryota, Fungi, Ascomycota, Dothideomycetes, Mycosphaerellales, Teratosphaeriaceae. Gene Ontology annotation, molecular function: CoA-ligase activity. The transcript has 4 exons.
GUCCACCACGGCUGCGCUGUAGAAAGGUACCCAUCUGGCAACCAGUCGAUCCGACAAUACCAUCUGCACUUAUCCAGAUCUGCGAGGACAUACAGCUAGAUUCAGAUUGGGGCUCGGGCGCAAUGAAGGUCUACAAAUCCCCGGCGAAAGACAUCAACCUUCCCGAGCUUGAUGUCUUGACCUUUUUGUUUGAAUCCAAAUCGGUACUGGCGAAGGAGGACACCGUGCUCCAUGUCGAGGCCGCAAACCCAAAGAACAGCAUCACCAAGGCAGAAGCCCGUGAGUUGACGAAGCAUAUGAGCCAUGUGCUCCGAACCAAGUAUGGAAUCGGAGCAAAUGGACCUAGCAAGGACAUUGUCCUCUGCGUCGUCAACGGAAAUCCGAUGGACCCGCUGCUGUUUUACUCCACUCUGGGUGCCGGAGGGAUCUGGAGCGGCGCAUCUACAGCUUUUACCGUACCCGAGCUGGUACGGCAGAUCAAGGAUGCUGAUGCGAAGUUGUUGAUGUGUACCGCGGAAUACGAAGAGAACAUGGUGGCGGCGGCAAAGCAGUGUGGCAUUCCCCUUGACCGCAUACUUCGGGUUGAUCCAAGCACUCCCAAGGACUGGAAGCUCAUCAACCUGAAGGAUGGGAAAAACGUUCUUGAUCCCGUCAAUGGCGGAAAGCUGGAGUGGCAGCGACUGACAACCAAGGAAGAAUGCCACAAAACUACCGGCUGCCUGCUCUACUCUUCCGGAACGACCGGCCUGCCCAAAGGUGUCAGGCUGUCACACUGGAACCUGAUGGCGUGCAAUCCCAUCUGCAUGUCGGUCGCCGACAACUAUCGAGCACGCUGCAAGCAAGAAGGGCGAGAAUUCGUCUGGAAUGUCAUUGCGCAUCUGCCCAUGGCCCAUAUUGCGGGCAUUGCAUGGUACUCCAUGAACCCGUUCUUCAUGGGAGGGACUUGUUAUUGGAUGCCAAAGUAUGAUUUUGACGGCUUCAUCGAAAAUAACCGGAAAUAUCGCACCACCAUCGUCAUGACUGUCCCCCCGAUCUGGUUGCAGAUUGCGAAAAGCCCCAAAGUCACGGAUCACUUUGAUAGCGUCGAGGCGGCGGCGACUGGCGCGGCACCAAUGGGCAUGGAACUGGCAAAAGACGUACAGAAGAAGAUUGGAAAGGGUAAGGUCCGGCCCGCGCAGUGCUGGGGCACGACGGAGACUACAGGUUCGAUGACGGGAAACAAUUUUGGAGAGCUGGACGAGACGUUCAGCGUCGGCAGUAUCUUUCCAAACCUCCAACUCCGGCUGGUAGAUGAUAACGAUCAGGAUGUGAAAGAGGGGGAGCCCGGGGAGCUCCUGGUCAAAGGGCCUGUCGUGUUUCAAGAAUAUCACAAUAGGCCAGAAGCGACACGAGAUGCAUUCUUGGAUGGAUGGUACCGUACGGGCGAUGUUGGCAUCUUCAAGGAUGGCCUGAACUACAUUGUCGAUCGGAAGAAGGAACUCAUCAAAUACAAAGGCCUGCAGGUCGCGCCCGCGGAGCUGGAGGAUACUCUUCUCGCUCAUCCCGAGGUGGCUGACGCGGCGGUCAUUGGCGUGCAGGAUGAAGCUGCGGGUGAGGUUCCACGAGGGUAUGUGGUGAGGGCGGCGAAUUCCAAAGUCACCGAAAAGGAGAUUCAGGAGUUUUUCAAGAAGAACCUGGCGCAACACAAGCAAUUGCGUGGGGGUGUGGUAUUCAUAAACGAGAUCCCAAAGAGUCCGUCUGGCAAGAUUCUGCGCAAGAAUAUCAGGCAGUGGGUUGCAGACGAACAGGCGGCGGGACGGUCCAAGGCGAGACUUUGAAGGACAGCAGGCGGGGGCUAAUAGGAGAAUGCGAGGCCGAGUUGACAAGGCUUACGCUCACGUUCGAUCGUCGUAUAUCAUGCGCUCGUAGAAAGACAACGUCGA